This is a messenger RNA of Kogia breviceps (pygmy sperm whale), 4187 nucleotides long. RefSeq names its product exocyst complex component 4 (gene EXOC4). Lineage: Eukaryota; Metazoa; Chordata; Mammalia; Artiodactyla; Physeteridae. Gene Ontology annotation, cellular component: exocyst; growth cone membrane; synapse. The record is from RefSeq and is a predicted model, not a curated record. Gene Ontology annotation, biological process: chemical synaptic transmission; exocytosis; Golgi to plasma membrane transport.
CUCCACCUUGUACCAAGAUGGCGGCAGAAGGAGCUGGUGGGAAAUACAGAAGCACAGUCAGCAAAAGCAAAGACCCCUCGGGGCUGCUCAUCUCUGUGAUCAGGACCCUGUCUACCAGUGAUGAUGUUGAAGACAGAGAAAAUGAGAAGGGGCGUCUUGAAGAAGCCUAUGAGAAGUGUGAUCGUGACCUGGAUGAAUUGAUCGUGCAGCACUACACAGAAUUGACAACAGCCAUUCGCACGUACCAGAGCAUCACAGAGCGCAUCACCAACUCCCGAAACAAAAUAAAGCAGGUAAAAGAGAAUCUGCUUUCAUGCAAGAUGCUGUUGCACUGCAAACGAGAUGAGCUCCGGAAAUUGUGGAUUGAAGGAAUUGAACACAAGCAUGUCCUGAACCUGCUGGAUGAAAUCGAGAAUAUCAAGCAAGUGCCUCAAAAGCUGGAACAGUGCAUGGUCAGCAAGCACUAUCUCAGUGCCACCGACAUGCUGGUGUCUGCAGUCGAGUCUUUGGAGGGUCCCCUGCUCCAGGUGGAAGGACUGAGUGACCUUAGGCUGGAGCUUCACAGCAAGAAGAUGAACCUCCACUUAGUUCUCAUAGAUGAGCUGCAUCGGCACCUGUACAUCAAAUCCACUAGCCGAGUUGUGCAGCAGAACAAGGAAAAAGGCAGGAUGAGCUCCCUCAUGAAAGAUGCUUCUCCUGUUCCUCUGCUUGAUGUCACAAACGUUCCUACUCCUCGAAAAUUCCUCGAUACCUCUCAGUAUUCUACUCCUGGAAGCUCAAGUGUGAAGGAGAUAAACCUUCAGGACAUCAAGGAGGAUUUGGAGUUGGAUCCAGAGGAAAACAGCACCCUUUUUAUGGGCAUCCUCAUUAAGGGGCUGGCCAAACUGAAGAAGAUCCCAGAGACAGUUAAGGCGAUCAAAGAACGCUUGGAGCAGGAGCUGAAGCAAAUUGUGAAGAGGUCUACAACCCAGGUGGCUGACAGUGGUUAUCAGAGGGGAGAGAACCUCACGGCUGAGAACCAACCAAGGUUACUUCUAGAACUGCUGGAGUUGCUGUUUGACAAGUUUAAUGCUGUAGCUGCUGCACACUCUGUGGUCCUGGGAUACCUGCAGGACACUGUUGUGACUCCACUGACUCAGCAGGAAGAUGUCAAAUUGUAUGACAUGGCAGACGUGUGGGUGAAGAUCCAAGAUGUUCUGCAGAUGCUGUUGACUGAGUACUUGGAUAUGAAAAAUACUCGUGCAGCCUCUGAACCCUCAGCUCAACUAAGUUAUGCCAGCACUGGGCGCGAGUGUGCAGCCUUUUUUGCCAAGAAGAAACCUCAAAGGCCCAAAAAUUCUCUUUUCAAGUUCGAAUCAUCCUCCCAUGCCAUCAGUAUGAGUGCCUAUUUGCGAGAACAGAGAAGGGAGCUGUACAGUCGGAGUGGGGAGCUUCAAGGGGGUCCUGAUGACAACUUAAUUGAAGGUGGAGGAACAAAAUUUGUCUGCAAACCUGGAGCCAGAAAUAUUACUGUCAUAUUCCAUCCAUUAUUAAGAUUCAUUCAGGAGAUAGAGCACGCCUUGGGACUUGGCCCAGACAAACAGUGUCCUCUUCGAGAGUUUCUCACCGUGUACAUCAAAAACAUCUUCCUCAAUCAGGUCUUGGCUGAGAUCAACAAGGAGAUCGAAGGAGUCACGAAAACGUCUGACCCCCUGAAGAUCCUAGCUAACGCAGACACCAUGAAAGUGCUGGGGGUGCAGCGGCCUCUCCUACAGAGCACAAUCAUUGUGGAGAAGACAGUGCAAGACCUCAUGAACCUGAUGCAUGACUUGAGUGCCUAUUCGGAUCAGUUCCUCAACAUGGUGUGCGUGAAGCUACAGGAGUACAAGGACACCUGCACUGCAGCCUACAGGGGCAUUGUCCAGUCAGAAGAAAAACUUGUCAUCAGUGCAUCUUGGGCAAAAGAUGAUGAUAUCAGCAGGCUCUUGAAAUCUCUACCAAACUGGAUUAACAUGGCUCAACCCAAACAGCUGAGGCCAAAGAGAGAAGAGGAAGAAGAUUUCAUAAGAGCAGCCUUUGGCAAGGAGUCAGAAGUUCUUAUUGGGAACCUGGGUGAUAAAUUAAUCCCUUCACAGGACAUCCUCCGCGAUGUCAGCGACCUCAAAGCCUUGGCCAACAUGCAUGAGAGCUUGGAAUGGUUAGCAGGUCGAACAAAGUCGGCUUUCUCCACUCUUUCUACAUCCCAGAAUCUGUCUCCUGCUCAAGAUAACCACGUGAACGUGGAUCUCCCACCCGUGUCGGAGCAGAUCAUGCAGACUCUGAGCGAACUUGCAAAAUCUUUCCAGGAUAUGGCUGACCGCUGCUUGCUGGUCCUACACCUGGAAGUCAGGGUUCACUGUUUCCACUAUCUCAUCCCUCUGGCGAAGGAGGGGAACUAUGCCAUUGUCGCUAACGUGGAAAGUAUGGAUUAUGACCCUCUGGUGGUCAAGCUCAACAAAGACAUCAGCGCCAUUGAGGAGGCCAUGAGUGCCAGCCUCCAGCAGCACAAGUUCCAGUAUAUAUUUGAAGGCCUAGGACACCUGAUCUCCUGCAUCCUUAUUAACGGCGCCCAGUACUUCCGGCGCAUCAGUGAGUCUGGCAUCAAGAAGAUGUGUAGGAACAUUUUUGUCCUUCAGCAGAAUUUGACCAACAUCACCAUGUCUCGGGAGGCAGACCUGGACUUUGCAAGGCAGUACUACGAGAUGCUGUACAACACGGCCGAUGAACUCCUGAACCUGGUAGUGGACCAGGGCGUGAAGUACACGGAGCUGGAGUACAUCCAUGCCCUGACGUUGCUGCACCGCAGCCAGACGGGGGUGGGAGACCAGACCACCCAGAACAUGCGGCUGCAGCGGCUCAAGGAGAUCAUCUGCGAGCAGGCAGCCAUCAAGCAAGCCACCAAGGAUAAGAAAAUAACUACGGUGUAAGGGGGGGUGCACCACGGGAGGGGGCGGGGGACUGGUCAUUUUGUUUCCUUGGUCAUACUUCUUUCUUUGGUAUGUUAUUUUGUAUAUUCUGAGCUGACUUAGUUUCCUCUACACUGAUGCUUGAGUGGAGAGAAGUUGUAAGGGUUCUUUUCUCUUCAGUUUUGGUUUUUCAUAUAAACUGUAAAGAGACUUUGCAGUACAGAAUGUUUGGAUUGAACAUUUACUUUGUUGCAGUCAAUUCCAAAGGGAAUUGAGGAAGGUUGUGUCGAAUUGAACUCUGCAAAAAAAUGAAUGCAUGAAUGACUAAUGCCCAGCAAUCUUUGGUAAGUAAAUUGUUCCUAAGUUCUAGUCCCUCCCUAAAAUCACUUAAUAGGGUUCUAUUACAUAAACAGUAGGAUUUUUACUGUCUUGACCUUGUCAGUUUACAGUUCGAUGAAAUAAGUGUAUGUGUAUUGCUUUCUGUCUCUAUUGCCAAUGGCUUCUCAGCUGGCUGCAGUUUUCAACAAAUUUCCCUGACCGAAACAGGACCUCUUCAGGGCUUGGGAGAAAAAAAUCCUUUUAUCUCAAUCCUUGGGGGAGUUUUGUAUGCAGUAGCCUGGACCCAGGUGAUAGGUUGGUUUGAUGCCUUCUUUUUUUUCUGCUGUAUCAAAACCAAGCACCAUCAAAUUAAUGACGAAAAUGAAAGAAGGAAAGGCGAUUCAACCCUCUUCUUGAUUUUUCUCCUCUGUUCUCCAAGAGAAAAUGAUGGUUAGAGAAUUUUUUUAUCUCACUUGAAACAUUGUCUGGGUGUGAAUGAUUCAUCAAUGCUUACUCUCCUUGGGAGCCCCUAGGUCUUUCUCAUCUUAGAAAGUAGCCCAGCCCUGCCAGCUGAGUGAAAGAAAGCUGGAACAGCCGUGACAUUCCUCCUCUGUGCACCCACCAGCUGAGGCUGUUUCUGAAGUGCUCUCGGCUGGUGUGGGAGCUCGCUGCUCCUGGCACACUCGCCUUCCCCACUGUCCCCAUAUCUCCAAGCUCUCUUCCUGCCUAUGGCUCAUAUAUCACAGAAGAAAGCAAUGUCCUGACCGGGACACAACUUGAAAACACGUGGAAAGGAGAGUGGAAAGGACUUGGACCACAUGAGGUCAUGCCUUAUGCCCUGAUGGUUCAGAAUUUUACACCUGUUUGUACAACUUAGGUCUUGUUGGGAAAAGCAGAAAAUUAAAAAAUGGUUUGAGAAGCUUAAAUGUUGCGUAUUGUUUUUCU